AUGAACAGUAUGACAGAUCCUGCUGGAUGCUCUGUCGGCGAAGUGGCGCAAGACGUCGAUGCAACUCCAUACUGUAGCCACGAUUGUCUUCUCCAGGCGUCACAUCCAGAAUGUUCGCACGCUAGCAUAUGCCCCAAUAGCGCCGCUCACGAUGGCCAUACUCUGGCGUCAGAUUCCUUGGUCAAUCUCCUCGAGGAUCAACUGAGAUCUUCCCGACCGAACGACACUGGCUUGACACCACUUGGAAAAUCUGGCCGACUUGGUAUCUUGUACAAGGUUCAUCUGCAUAAAACCGGUCAUCGUCUUGUGGCCAAAGGGUUUCGAAAAACAGACCUGCAAUGGCUGCUCAGAGAGGAAUCUGUAUACGACCGAUUGCAAAGAUACCAGGGCACAAGCAUUCCAGUCUAUUGCGGUACCAUUUAUCUCGACAAAUCGAUAAAUCAGCCUGCAGUCGAUGAGAUUCACUAUCUUCUGCUCCUUUCUUGGGCAGGCGAAGCUCUCGAGGACACAGAUAUCGACCACGAAGACUUGAUAGCGGUAGACGCGAUGGUCGAGCCACAACUUCUGUCAUUACUGCGCGGUAUGCACGAACUGCAAGUUGUACACGGUGACACUGUACGUCGGAAUUAUCUUUAUGAUGCGAACGCACAACGUUUUAUGUUGGUGGAUUUCGAGUUGAGCAGAUUAUACAACAACCGCCCUCCUUGCAAUACUGGUCUGUCAUGUCAAAAGACACGUCGCGACAAUAAAGGAAGACAGAAACCAUGUAUGUACUGCGGAGAGAAACUGAAGGCUGUAGAGGAGCUGCAUUUCAGGUUUCCAAGCACCAAAGAUGCUGCACAGUCCGAAGAGAUCUACGAGUGCAAUAGUCAGGUCGAGAGCUGCAGAAAGCAAAGGACACAUCACAUGGGGCUCCGUCGGCGGAUCGCAGACAAGUAG
Messenger RNA from Aureobasidium namibiae CBS 147.97, 939 nucleotides. RefSeq lists its product as uncharacterized. Bases 1 to 939 code for a protein of 312 amino acids. The transcript has a single exon. Lineage: Eukaryota; Fungi; Ascomycota; Dothideomycetes; Dothideales; Saccotheciaceae. The record is from RefSeq and is a predicted model, not a curated record.